ACCCUGGAACAAGUUAGCAAGGUCGUAGACUCGUUGUAUGCCAAAUUCCUACACGUGAAAUUUAACACGAUGCGUAUAAUUAAGAGGGGGAAACGGCCACACUAGGUCAAUGGUCAAAUCUGGUGCUGCACAGCAUGACGGGGUGGACGCAAUUGACACCGAGCCGACGGCAAAUCGUGCUUAUAUAUGUUAGAAACCAUAACCCCUAUGUCUCUCACAUCUCGCACAUCAUGCCUCCCAUUGCCAACCGACAAAAGCUUGCAGACCUAACUGUAGGAGAUACAACCAAAUUGCUUCAUAGGCUCGAGGAAUUUCGUUCUGACCUUGAUGAAGCUCUGAUCGAUAAACUCCGAGAACCGCAUGACAAUUUGGAAGACGUUAAGGACGUUUCCUUCUCUAAGGUGGAUUCAACAAUGCUUCCUUCAUUGGGGAUAUCGUCUGGUCUACUUCCUCUGGCCAGCGACAAGAGGCAAGAAGCCGAAACCCUUGGAUUCACCGAAAUACCAGGCUGUCUUCCGAUUGAGACUACACAAUUUCUGAUACGUUUAGUGCGCGGCCACGUCGCAACGGUGACGGAAGCUGGAUGUCACAUCUUGAUCAACAUACUCUUGUUGAGAGUUGUAUCGGUCAUGUGUUCGGGUACCACGACGGUGAACAUAAUUCCAGAAUUCCCUGUCCCUAUUGGGAGGGGACUCCCCUCUUGGGGGCCCGCAAUCGUUCCUUCCGCAUGGGGCCCGUCGGGGGGGGGUCGCUUUCAGGGUGGUCGUUUCGUCCGCCUCAGCGGGGGUCGCUUGUGGUCGCCUUUGUCAUCGCUUAUCAAUGGACUCUUGUCAUCCAAGUGGCGCAUCACCUUAGUCAUCGCUUAUUAAUCACUUUUUUGUCCGAGUCCAAAACCAUGCUCCUUGUCGAUGUCAUUCCAUCCAUGGUCUCACGACAUCAUCGCAUCAAGAUCCCGGCGACAUAUGACCAAAAUACUCGAAAAUCAUGGACGCGUUUUCAUCAGACCGUGGGAAAUUUUGGCCUCAUAUCUUUGUCGUGCUCCUCGUCUUGCUCUGUCCAUCCAUGGUCUUGUGUCAUCUUCUCGUCGUAUUCCCGGCCGCAUACAGUC
Messenger RNA from Suillus discolor, 1108 nucleotides. RefSeq lists its product as uncharacterized. The record is from RefSeq and is a predicted model, not a curated record. The transcript has 6 exons. Bases 231 to 869 code for a protein of 212 amino acids. Lineage: Eukaryota; Fungi; Basidiomycota; Agaricomycetes; Boletales; Suillaceae.